AUAACCUUUGACCUGUCAAAGGAUCCUCCCAGCAGAGCCAGUCUUUCACUUUCAGUCCAUUGCCGUGUUCAAAGUAAUCAAAGAGCCCAGUCUCCCCAAUCCGAUGAUAAUAAUUCGAAAAUAAAUAAGCAAAGUUUGAAGGAGUUCUUUACACAAGUGGGAUACAAGAACAUGGAAAUUAAAUUUGAUGGAAAACGUGCACUUGUGACUGGUGCUGGCAAAGGCCUUGGCAGAGCAAUUGCCGUGAAGCUAGCUGCUUGUGGUGCAAAAACAGUGGCACUCAGUCGCACACAAGAUGACCUUGACUCUUUAAAGGCUGAGUGUCCUGCUAUUGAGACAUGUUUAGCAGAUCUGAGUGACUGGACCACAGCGAGGCAGACCAUCCAGGGCCUGGGACACUUUGACCUCCUGGUGAACAGUGCUGGAGUAUCCAGAGUUGGUCCGUUCCUUGAAACUAAAGAAGAAGAUUUUGAUUAUGUCUUCAACACAAAUGUCAAAGCAUUAUACAACGUUUCCCAGGUAGUUGCCAAAUCAAUGGUAGAAAAGAAGUCUGGUGGGGCCAUCGUCCAGCUGUCCAGUGCCGCGUCCACCCAAGCCUUGAAGGACCAUGCUGUUUACUGCUCCACAAAGGGAGCUGUGGAUUCCCUUACCACAGUUAUGGCCCUUGAGCUUGGACCUCACAAUAUCCGCACCAACUGUGUGAACCCGACAGUGACAAUGACCGCCAUGGGGGUCUACGCCUGGAGCGACCCCGCCAAGGCAAACCCGGUCUUGAACCGAAUCCCUCUGGGACGCUUUGCCGAAGUGGAAGAUGUGGUGAACUCUGUCCUGUUCCUGCUCAGUGACAAGGCCUCCUACCUCAACGGGGUCACGCUGCCAGUGGAGGGGGGACUGCUCAUUGGCUAGAGCAAGUGCCACGUCACUCUGACACGUCAGGCUGGGAUAGUGUCAGAAACGGUCAACCAAGUUUUUUCACUUUGGCACUAGUUAAAUCACAGAAUACCUAUGGGAUAGAAUGGGCUUUUGCAAAGCUUGAAUCAUUUUGUCGUUGUUUUUGUUGGGGGGGUUGUUGUUUUCUUUAAUUAAGUUGUUUUUAUUUUUGUUAUUGUUGUUAUUGCUGUUGUUGUUGUUGUUGUUGUUGUUGAUGAUGUUGUUUUCUUCUGUUGUUUUGGGGGCAGGGGGAAGAGGUAUUGUUAGAGUUGGUUCGUUUGGUCUUUAAUGGAGUGCCUUUGUGCAUUCUGUCGAAUAGAUAUUCUGUGGUGGAGACGCACAAAAACGUUGGCCUUUCCCUCAGGCUAUACAUGUGUCGCUGUUAUAACUAUGCCUCGUCCAAUUUCUGGUAUGCAUGUAUUUCCAUAGGCAGAACAUAAUCCAUGUUUUCAUUCCAUCGGCUGCUUCACUGUGGUGUGACAUAAGCUCCAUUCACAAAGAUGUGGACCGAGCACACAAAUCAAUAAAGUUGACGUUCUUGCACGAUCGUCUUUUGCCAUAUUGAAA
This is a messenger RNA of Aplysia californica (California sea hare), 1497 nucleotides long. RefSeq names its product L-xylulose reductase. The record is from RefSeq and is a predicted model, not a curated record. Lineage: Eukaryota; Metazoa; Mollusca; Gastropoda; Aplysiida; Aplysiidae. Gene Ontology annotation, molecular function: L-xylulose reductase (NADPH) activity; carbonyl reductase (NADPH) activity. The transcript has 8 exons. Gene Ontology annotation, biological process: glucose metabolic process; xylulose metabolic process. The coding region runs from base 172 to 906 and encodes 244 amino acids.